This is a messenger RNA of Nerophis ophidion (straightnose pipefish), 738 nucleotides long. RefSeq names its product NADH:ubiquinone oxidoreductase complex assembly factor 2 (gene ndufaf2). Gene Ontology annotation, biological process: mitochondrial respiratory chain complex I assembly. The record is from RefSeq and is a predicted model, not a curated record. Gene Ontology annotation, cellular component: membrane. Lineage: Eukaryota; Metazoa; Chordata; Actinopteri; Syngnathiformes; Syngnathidae. The coding region runs from base 99 to 587 and encodes 162 amino acids. The transcript has 4 exons.
UUCAAUGUUGCCCCGCACCCCGGAAGACUUGCAUAAACAACCCGCUAAAAGGGACACAGAAGAUCCUUAGAAAUAACCUUUUGCAAUAUCUUGUGAAUAUGAACAAAGUUGUCGCCGCCUUACGGAGGACAUUAGGCAUAGUACGCGAGCACGUCGGGACAGAUCAUUUGGGGAAUAAGUACUACUUUGUACCCGAACAGAAGACAUGGACAGGGAGGCAUGUCCAUGCCAAGAGGAUGGUGCAGGCCUUCAAUCCGGCUGAGUUUGAAUACAUGGAAGGCAACAUACCAACAGAGUGGGACGCUUGGAUCCGAGGCAGAAGGAAGGAGCCUCCCUCUCUUGAGGAGUUGGCGAAGAACGAGGCCUACAGGCAGCAGAUCAAGCUGAAGGCCAAGGAGUACGAGGAGAAAGACGCUCUCCUCAAAGCGAAGGAAUUCAAAGACGGUCUGGUGGCGAUGCCUUCCAAAACGGUGGCCAAGGGUCACGCGGCAGUCACCAGCUUUGGCAAGCAAGACAUCAGCGAGGAGCCCACUAGUACCGCCAACACCUUUCAGCCGGGCUCCUGGCGGCCCAAUCCCAAAAAUUAAGGAUUAGAAAUACGUCCAUAGACAGUACAAUACUCCCCUCACCUCCCAGGGGGUGAUCAAUGGUGAUGGAUCAAAUGCAGAAAAUAAUUUUGCCCUAAUGUGUGUGUGACUAUCAUUGGUACUUUAACUUAAUUAAAGUAAUGCAAUACUU